Vidua macroura (Pin-tailed whydah) is the source of this 1732-nucleotide messenger RNA. RefSeq names its product serine/threonine-protein kinase pim-2-like. The record is from RefSeq and is a predicted model, not a curated record. Gene Ontology annotation, cellular component: cytoplasm. The transcript is spliced from 8 exons. The coding region runs from base 1 to 1650 and encodes 549 amino acids. NCBI's taxonomy places the organism in Eukaryota, Metazoa, Chordata, Aves, Passeriformes, Viduidae. Gene Ontology annotation, molecular function: protein serine/threonine kinase activity; ATP binding. Gene Ontology annotation, biological process: protein autophosphorylation.
AUGGAGCCGGCAGACACGGAGAGCAAAGAGGAGCAAGCGCCCCAGAGGCUCACGGAGGACGCGAGGAGCCCUUGCGGCUCCCAGGUUCCCCAGGCCUCGGGCGACUCCUCGCAAGCGGCCACGUGCUCCCGCGAGCCCCCUGGGCAGCCCCUGCAGCUGCGGCCCCUGCGUGGCAGAACCUCAGGCUGUCAGAGCCCCUGCAUCCUGCCAGGAGCCUCUGCAAUCUCUGACAGCCUCCACCCCUCGCAGAGGCUCAGUGAGACCUGUCAGCCUGCAGAAGGUGCAGAGCCCGUGGACAGGUCUCCCAGCUCCCUUGGACUCGCGGACUUCAACAACACGGGCCCAAUCCUGACCAUUGACGUGGCAGGGGAAAGCCCAGAAGUCCAAAUGGGAGCCCAGCCCGAUGCAGGGGAGCCGUCUCAGGAGCAGCUGGCGGAGCAGCAAGCGUCCUGGAGCCGGCAGUGGUCAUCCCACAGCGGCCAGGACGCUGUGCCGGUUGUGCCAGCUGGCGACAGCUCGAGCCUGGUGGUGGAGACCAGCCUCCAGACACCAAGGAGGUUCCUCCAUCUCCAGGAAGCUGCCCCAAGAGAGCCCUCGACUGCCAGGAAGGGCUUUCUAAUAGCAGCUGCUCCUGGGACGCCCCUGUGUGAAGCCUCGGGCUGUAGCCCCGGCCCUCGUCAAGAGGAGAGUCCAGCCCACGAUGCCGGGGACGACGACGGUGCCGCCCUGCCCCGCUGCACUGGAGCUCCUGCAGCCGCCUGUGCGCGCGGCCCUGGCCCAGCUCUGCCGCUCGCCGGCCCGUCGGCCGCCGGGCGGCAGCCACUGCCCGGCGCGCAGCAGGAAGCAGGGCAAAAGAAGCAGCUGCAGGAGCUGUACCAGCUGGGCCCGCAGCUGGGCAGCGGUGGCUUCGGCACCGUUUUCUCGGGCAUCCGCCUCUCCGAUGGGAGCCCGGUGGCCAUCAAACGUGUGGCCCGGCAGAGCGUCCUGCAGUGGGUCGAGCUGCCCGACGGCACCCGCGUGCCCAUGGAGAUCGUGCUUAUGGAGAAGGUGGGCUCUGACUGCCACAACAUCAUCCAGCUCCUCGACUGGUUUGAGCUGCCUGACAGCUUUGUGCUGGUGAUGGAGCGUCCGGAGGCAUCGCAGGAUCUCCUGCAGUUCCUGCAGGAGCACGAGUUCCUGUGCGAGGAGAUGGCGCGCUGGCUUUUCUACCAGGUGCUGGAGGCCGUGCGGCACUGCACCGCCUGCGGCGUCCUGCACCGGGACAUCAAGCCAGAGAACCUCCUCGUGGUCCCGGAGAGUGGCGACCUGAAGCUCAUCGACUUCGGUUGCGGCACCUUCCUCCAGGAGCAGGUCUUCACGCGGUUUGCCGGAACGCACGCGUACAGCCCGCCCGAGUGGAUCUGCCUUGGCUGCUACCACGGCCAUGGGGCGACCGUCUGGUCCCUGGGCGUACUGCUGUACGUCAUGGUCUGCGGGAGCCUCCCCUUCAGGGACGACCAUGACAUCGUGCUGGGGCAGCUCUUCUUCUGGCAGCAGGUCUCUCCAGAGUGCCAACAUCUGAUCCAGUGGUGUUUGGCCAAGCACCCUGAGGACAGGCCAGAGCUGGAGGAGAUCUUGCGCCACCCUUGGGUGCAGGGCAGGCGUUUUUGAUGCCUUGCCGGAGCCUCUGCAGCACCCGCUUUCCGAGUCCCACGCAGGACUGAGGACCCCACAAAUAAAACAACAAAUCCAA